This is a messenger RNA of Neltuma alba, 1337 nucleotides long. RefSeq lists its product as uncharacterized. The record is from RefSeq and is a predicted model, not a curated record. The coding region runs from base 19 to 1335 and encodes 438 amino acids. Gene Ontology annotation, biological process: meristem development; meristem maintenance. NCBI's taxonomy places the organism in Eukaryota, Viridiplantae, Streptophyta, Magnoliopsida, Fabales, Fabaceae. The transcript is spliced from 5 exons.
GAGGAAUACGGUGCAACCAUGUCAAACAGAAAGGUUGCAGUGGCUUCACUUGAAAGUAGACUUGAUUCUCUGGGAGACUCUGCUGGUGAUGAUUUCAUCAGGGCAUUUCUACUGUAUACAUUUGGCACUUUGCUUUUUCAGAGUUCAAAUGGAAAAGUAGAUUCCCGCUAUUUAUCCCUUCUUCGAAAUUUGGACGAGGUUGAUCAAUUUGCCUGGGGUGCUGCUGUCAUCGAAGAUUUAUCUAAGUGGUUGGACAAGAGGAAAGAAAAUAAUGUGCAAUAUGUGGGUGGUUGUCUCGUGUUUCUUCAAACAUGGUCUUAUGAGCAUUUUAACAUAGGCCGGCCUGGUAUACAAGAACACGAUUUGGCCUUUCCUCGUUUGUGUCGAUGGCAUAAUAGUAAAUCCAAUCAAAGACCUUGGUUUGCUUCAAGGUUUAAGGAUUUGCAAGAUGACCAGGUAAUUUGGACGCUCCAACCAACUCCUCAAGAGUUGGAAGUAGACAUAAUCAAAGAGGCGUUAGAGUUACAAGAUGACUCUAAGGAGCUUCAAAGCGGGCCAAACUGUUCAACAAGUACAUCAAUCAGCGUUCCUGAUGUAGAUUCAGAGCUACAAGACAGUACUUCUAAAUCUCAUGAAUUGCAAAAAGAGCCGGAGGUCAAUUUUGAUAACGAAAUAGUGGAAGACAGUCCCACAGAGUUGGGCACAUGUGGUAGAGUUCGUAGAGAGGAGGCGUAUUUUGAAAACCAAAUAGUGGAGGACACUCCCACGGAGUUGAACGCAUUUGAUAAAAUUCAUAGAGAGGAGUCGAAUUUUGAAAACCAAAUAGUGGAGGACACUCCCACAAAGUUGAAUACAUGUGAUAGAGUUCAUGGAGAGGUCAAUUUUGAAAACUUGAUAGUGGAGGAUACCCCCACAGAGAGCAGCACAUGUGAUGAAGCUCACAGAGAGGUCAAAAACCUAACAGAAGAGGUUAGCCCCACAAAAAGCAUUUGUGAUCAAGUAUGCAGUGAGCAAGAGGUCAACCUUGAAAAACUCAUUGUGGAGGACACUCCGACAAAGUUGCGCAUUUGUGAUGAUGAUUUGAGGGAGAGGGCUGUCAUGUCGGAAGCCAAAUAUGCUGGAUUGAAGGAGGAAAUGAGCCGAUUAAGGGAGGAAAAUAGACUUCUUCAGAGGCAGGUUUCUCUAAAUUCACAAUUUGAAGCACAGAACGCUGAUUUGAAGAAAGAGCUGGACAUCUUAAGGGAAGAAAACCUACGUUUAAGACUCUUGAUAAAUAAUUACGUGAUCCGAAUGGACAGACACAUUCUGUCUGCAGAAACAAGGGACACUGAAUAAAC